Molecule: messenger RNA, 1989 nt
Organism: Hyaloperonospora brassicae
Lineage: Eukaryota; Oomycota; Peronosporomycetes; Peronosporales; Peronosporaceae
Source: the annotation of a GenBank genome assembly
AUGCAGGCGGCGCGGACGGCAGCGCCUCGGACGUUCCAUGGAGACGACGAGUGGGUACGGCGACAUUUGACGUACCGAGAUGCUGAACGUGUGAAGCGGGAAGGUCCUGGCUGCAGCGCCACUGCCGUCGAGACGGUGCGCUUCGAUCGCGCCGAGUUUACGAAGCAGAUCCAGGCACUACUAGAUGCAGACGUGAGCGACGGCUUUGUGAUUGGUCUGAAACACCGCAGAGAAUUUGCACUGCGCUUGUGCGAAGACUACAAGAUGUUUACCGAGGCACAGAAGCUGGAGCUCGUGCUGGCACUAGCAGUGGAUCUUGGAGUGCGCGACCUGGCUCGAAUGAUGAAGACGUUGCCUUCGAUCAAACGGUCUGGAUUGGUGCUAAACGUGACAGCAGCGGCGCUAGGCUUUAGUCGCAAGAACGAUCCGAACAUUUCCAAAAGCGUCAAGCGCGGGCUUGUACCACUUGCUGAGCAAUUUUUCUUGUUGGUCGGUACGAUACAGCCCGGCCCGUUGUUCUUGCUGAACCUGAGGGUCGAUUUGGCCACACUGAUCGAGCGCAACCGGCAGGAACUUCCGGCAGCCAGUGUGCAGGCGCUGGAACUUUUGGAUUUGAUCAUGCGGGACUUGUUCGCCACGCAAGGCAGCAUGCGUUUUCACCGCAUUGACUUGUCGUCGGAAGACUUGGCUGCAUUCGUGCUGAAAAACGAGCGGGUGCAUCAAGUUCGGGGCUGGCAUGAUCUCCAGCGCAGACUGGUCGGACAGCAACGCUACUGCUUUGGUCUAUUUCAUAUGCAUAUGCCCCGCGCUCCGCUGGUGUUCGUGCAGGCGGCAGUGACGAACGGCUUGUGCAACAGUAUCGAUCCGAUUCUUGAGCAGGAGACUCCGGUGGUGAAGAACCCCUCGCACAUCAUUUUCUACUCAGUCUCAACGUCGAACACUGGUCUUCGGGGACUGAACAUUGCAAGCCAUUUGCUGUUCUUGACCAUCCAGCGUAUGAGCAGCAUGUUUCCGCAGUGCUCGGUGGCAGCAACGUUAUCACCCGUUCCAGGUUUCGCGCGAUGGUUCAAGGCUGCACUUGCUAAUGGCGAUCAACAGCUGGAGGCUCUGGCCGACAUCAAGAGUGCUCGGAAAACAAAGAGAUCCAAGAAUUUGAAACUACAUCGGCUGGAACCCCAUCAACGAAGCUUUUUUACGGCAGAGCAGGCGCGGCGUCUCGCGUCGGUAUAUGAUGCAGAUCAGCUGGGGCUGCACAAGUGGCUCUUACACAGGCUCAGCGAUCCCGAGUGGCACAAAGACGUUGGGCUACUGGAGAACAUUCGAGACAUUAUGACAGCUGCCUGUGCUCGCUAUGUCCUCUUCGAGCGAAAGCGGGAUAAGAUCUUGGACCCCGUAGCAAACUUUCAUCUUCAAAACGGUGCCCAGGUUGAGCAAGUCAACUUCCUGGCCGAUACGACCCCCUCGGCACUGACGUCCGCGUUGGGCAUGAUGAUCAAUUACCGCUACUGUAUGAUGUCCGUUGACGUGACGUCUGCGUCAUACAAACGUGAGUCUCUCGCUGCUGUGUCCCCUGCUGCAGCUCGGCUUUUUUGGCCGGCAGACAGCGUUAUAUUGGAUGAGCUUGAGCGCUUCAAGGACGAGCGCAACACACCACUGUUUGCCAAAGUGUUUCAAGCCGGUGAAGUGAUCAGCGCACGUGGAUCGCUGCCCACGGCAAUCUACUUCAUCGUGUCCGGCACAGUACGCGUGUAUUCUGCGCAUCCCUACACACUGUCAGAGGGUCGUACGUUUGGGGAACGCGAGUCACUGAAUGAUGAGCCUGUGGCAUUCACUGUCCGUGCCGAGACGUCGACGCAUUUGCUGUUGCUGCCAUACGACGAUGUGAAGGCGAUUCAAGUCGAGUCAAGAGCAUUGCGCGCGUACGUCGGAAAGGACCCGCGAGUAUGGCAGCAGCAAUUUCACAUGUCGUUUCGUACAAGUAAACUCUAG